UCCGGGGCAGCAUCUCCCAGACCUGAGACCCGCUGGGCGGAAGUUGUUUUCAGGCGUUUCGUUGAGAAAGAAUUAAGUUUGUACUGUCCUCCCGCGUUCCCAACGUGCUUGCAUAAGUAUCCUUCGUAGGACCCGCGCUUUUUUCCUUCAAAGUCGAUUUUCCUGGAAUUCUAUAACCUUGUGCUGGGACACCCCAGGGAAAUGGAGGCACCACGCGGUUAAGGAGUUUCUGCUCCGCCGCCCACGUAAUGUAAGCGGCUGAAACACCGAAAGCGGUCUCCUGCCUUCCAGUCGGGAACGCACACUGCCUACCUCUGUCACGCCUUCCCACCCUGACUUAUCUGAAUUUCGUGACGAUUUCAGUUAGCGGUAGCAGCAGCCAGUCUGUGCCACCGCUGUAGUCGAAGAAUCAAAGACGCUAUGGGUUGGAAAUCCAUCUGGUCUGUUCCCACCCCUACUUUACAGAUGAAGAAACCGAAACUUAGAAAAGUGACUUGACCGAAAGGCACAUUUGCUUGGCGUCAGGGCCGGAUUUCGAAAUGCCUGUUAAUAUUCUGUCACUGCUCAGGCUUUUAGUAAGGGUGAGCGCCAUCUGAUGCCCAACUCACAAAAAUAUUCACAAGUGCAGCCAUGCUUGUAUCAAAUGGUAAAACUUAGGUUAUAAAAGCUGUAUUUAACGCUGUUUUCAGCUAUUUGUAUUUAUCAUCUAAUUUUAAUUACGUGCAUUUAGUCUAAUAAAAUAACAACAUCAGUUGCUUUUGAGAUCUGCUUUUCUAUGGAAACCCCAAAAAAGAAGACUGCAUAAGCGCUUUAUCAUUUUUUACCUAAACUUGAAGGCUUUCCUAAUCCUAAAAUCGAAUCAGUGGGAUCCUUCUGUGCCCUCAGGACUAUGAAUAUUUGUUCCAUCAACUACACUAGUUGGAGAUUUGCUUGGAUGUAAACAGGAAACGGUUUUUGACUGAUCCAAUCUACGGCCAGAAGCGUGAGAGUACAGCCAAGAGAACCACCAGGCGAAUGUAGGAAACUGCCUCUGCUGAACUGAGCUAGCUACCCAGGAACACACACACCUCAGACGUGACCAGCCACAUCCGUCACCACGUAUGAGCUGCAUCCACCCACAUGUGGAGUUACAGCUUCCCUCUGGCUGCAGAGAAUGCUCCUUCCACCACCUCAAGAUCGCUCACAAGCUGCAGCUCUUCCCAUGCCACCUCCACAGAUGUCAAGGGGCUUUCAGGGUAGCCCUUCUCGAAGUGGAACUCCCGCCUGGACCGGCCCUCGCCCUCUGCACGCUGAGAUCCAUCCAGAGACAGCCCAUCCCGGCCGGGACAUACCCUCCCUGAACCUCGACCCCCGCCACCAGGAGGCGCACGACCGGAAGCGGGACGGGCCUUCCGCCCUUGUGGUUUCUUCGCGGUUACCUCAGCGGCGCUCUUCGCAAUUUGAAAGCUGGAGCUUUUGAAUAGCCCCACCACUUUCACCUGCAGCGGCUGCUCGGGCGGCGUCUGCGAGCUGCUCGCCAUGGCUGCGCGCGGGGACUCCGCGGGUCACAAACACAGCGCGUCGCCAGGGCAACCGCGCGGCCCCGCCCCCGCCGCUCGCCGGAAGGAGUGGGCCGGGGGCGGGGCGGUCGGCGAAGGCCGGGCCUUUCCUCAACUUUGUGCCUGUUGCUGUGGAGGCGGCCGAGAGGCUGGAGAGGACGCGUGGGCGGCCGCCACCAGCGACGAGCUUCGGAGAAAAGGAACGGGGACCCCACGCCUCGCGUGCUUCAGCGUGGUUCGCCGCCGCCCCCGCCCCCCCCCGACCUCCUCUGGGACCCCCAAGCCCAGGGUCCUCCAGCGCGGUAGUCGCCGCCCGUCAGCGCCUGAUUUCACCGCAGAUCGCCUUUCCGGGUUGCCGCGCAGCCAGAUUGGGGCCAGCCGGCCGGUUGCCCGGGUAGCGCGGGAGUCAGUCCCCGGGCGCGUGCACUUCGGGGCCGCGGCCUUCCCGGGAGAGCGGAAGCAGGGCGACCACCUGUGCGCGGUGCCCCGCGGGGAAGGCCGCCCGCCCGCCGCUGUCCCCAACGCGGCCGUCGCUGCGGAAGCCGAGCCGUCCCGCGCCGCCGAGCGUCCCCGCCAUGAAGCCCAACUUCUCCCUGCGACUGAGGGUCUUUAACCUCAACUGCUGGGGCAUUCCCUACCUGAGCAAGCACCGGGCCGACCGCGUGAAGCGCCUGGGAGACUUUCUGAACAGGGAGAGCUUCGACCUAGCUCUCCUGGAGGAGGUGUGGAGCGAGCAGGACUUCCAGUACCUGAGGCAGAAGCUGCUGCCCGCCUACCCAGCAGCGCACUACUUCAGGAGCGGCAUCAUUGGCAGUGGUCUCUGUGUCUUCUCCAAACACCCAAUCCAGGAAUUCACCCAGCACGUCUUCACCCUCAAUGGCUACCCCUACAUGAUCCACCACGGUGACUGGUUCUGUGGGAAGGCCGUGGGGCUGCUGGUGCUCCAUCUGGGUGGACUGGUGCUCAACGCCUACGUGACCCAUCUCCAUGCCGAGUACAAUCGACAGAAGGACAUCUACCUAGCACAUCGUGUGGCCCAAGCUUGGGAACUGGCCCAGUUCAUCCACCACACGUCCAAGAAAGCUGAUGUGGUUCUAUUGUGUGGGGACCUCAACUUGCACCCAAAGGACCUGGGCUGCCGCCUGCUGAAGGAGUGGACGGGACUGCACGAUGCCUUUCUGGAGACUCGGGACUUCAAGGGCCCUGAAGAAGGCUGUACGAUGGUACCCGAGAACUGCUACGUCAACCGGCAGGAGCUAGAGCAAUUCCCCUUGGGUAUCCGCAUCGACUAUGUGCUUUAUAAGGCGGUGUCUGGGCUAUACAUCUCCUGUAAGACUCUCAGAACUACUACAGGCCACGAGCCUCACAGCGGCAGCCCCCUCUCUGAUCAUGAGGCACUGAUGGCUACUCUGUGUGUGAGACACAGCCCCCCCCAGCACAACCCCAGCCCUACCCAUGCAGAGAGGUCGCCGCUGAUCAGUGUGCUAAGGGAGGCCUGGGCAGAACUGGACCAGGGCAUGGCUCAAGGUCGCUGGUGGGCCACCAUCGCUGGCUACGUGAUUGGUCUAGGGCUUCUUCUCCUGGCGUUGCUGUGUGCCCUGGCGGCUGGAGGAGAGAUCAGGGAAGUUGCUGUACUGCUCUGGACCCCCAGUGUAGGACUGGUGCUGGGGGCGGGUGCAUUCUAUCUCUUCCACGUGCAGGAGGCCAAGGGCUUGUGUCGGGCCCGAGCCGAGCUCCAGCAUGUGCUGGGAAGGGCAAGGGAGGCCCAGGACCUGGGCCCAGAGUCCCAGCCAGCCCUGCUCCUGGGGCAGCAGGAGGGAGACAGAGCAGAGGAACAAUAAAGCUUGACACUUUG
Molecule: messenger RNA, 3393 nt
Organism: Balaenoptera ricei (Rice's whale)
Lineage: Eukaryota; Metazoa; Chordata; Mammalia; Artiodactyla; Balaenopteridae
Gene: SMPD2
Product: sphingomyelin phosphodiesterase 2
Exons: 12
Coding region: 2114-3379 (421 amino acids)
Cellular component (GO): cytoplasm
Molecular function (GO): sphingomyelin phosphodiesterase activity
Source: RefSeq, a predicted model, not a curated record